This is a messenger RNA of Rhodamnia argentea, 558 nucleotides long. RefSeq lists its product as uncharacterized. The transcript has a single exon. Bases 1 to 558 code for a protein of 185 amino acids. The record is from RefSeq and is a predicted model, not a curated record. Lineage: Eukaryota; Viridiplantae; Streptophyta; Magnoliopsida; Myrtales; Myrtaceae.
AUGGGUAGGCAGACUCAAGAACAAGCUGCCGUUAUUACCCAAGCCGUUGCUGCUGCUGUCCAUGGAGUAAACGUGAACCAAGGGAAUGACAAUGAAAAUAGACAGAUGCAUCGGUUAGUAGAACAGUUCUUGAAGUUGAAACCGGCUAAGUUCACUACGAAAGGUGAUUCAGAAGUUGGUCCUUGUUGGAUAGAGGAUUUGGAAAAAGCGUUUGAGGUUUUGGGGUGCACGGAAGAGGAAAAAGUGACCCUAGCAAGGUAUCGGUUGCGGGAUACUGCCGGUGAUUGGUGGAAGGGCACCAAAGGAAGAGUUUUUCCUAAGGGUACGGUUCCGAAGUGGACCGUCUUCGCCGAAGUCUUCAAUGGGAAGUAUUUCUCCGAGACUACUCAAGAGCAGAAGAUGUUGGAGUUUCAGCAACUCCGUCAGAACCGGAUGAAUAUUGAUCGGUUUAAGGCUGAAUUCUCAAAACUGCCAAAGUAUGCACCAAGGAUAGUGGAGAAUCCUCCGGACAGAGCGAGAAGGUUCCGGGACGGAUUGAGGCAGGAGCUUUGUAAUUAG